Messenger RNA from Alnus glutinosa, 1948 nucleotides. Its product is annotated as pentatricopeptide repeat-containing protein At2g44880. NCBI's taxonomy places the organism in Eukaryota, Viridiplantae, Streptophyta, Magnoliopsida, Fagales, Betulaceae. Gene Ontology annotation, molecular function: protein binding; RNA binding. Bases 1 to 1803 code for a protein of 600 amino acids. Gene Ontology annotation, biological process: RNA modification. The transcript has a single exon. The record is from RefSeq and is a predicted model, not a curated record.
AUGAUAGAGGCUAAGCAGCAAUGCUUGUGGAGCUCUUCAGAGAGAAAAUGCUUAUACCUCCUCCAACAAAGAAGCACCUUAGCUUCUAUCCUCCAGAUCCAUGCUUUUAUGCUCCGCAACGCUCUUGAAGCCAACGUUAAUCUCCUCACGAAGUUCAUCGCAACCUGCGGUUCCCUUGCUCUCUUCGCCUCGGGAAACCCACUUGCUGGCAUCCAUCACGCUCGUCGGGUGUUCGAUCAUCGGCCCAACAGGGACGACGCGUUCCUCUGUAACUCCAUGAUCAAAGCCCAUGUGAGUAUGCGCCAGUUCGUUGAGUCUUUCACUCUUUAUAGAGAUCUUAGGAGGGACACGGAUUUUGUUCCCGAUUGUUACACCUUCACAAUCUUGGCUAAGUCUUGUGGUUUAAAUGUGGCCAUUUGGGAAGGUCAAGAGGUUCAUUGCAAUGUUGUUAAAAUUGGGUUUGGAUUAAGUUUGCAUGUAUCAACGGCUCUGGUUGAUAUGUAUGCGAAGAAUGGGAAGAUGGGCAGUGCAAGAACGUUGUUUGAUGAAAUGACGGAAAGAAGUGAAGUGUCGUGGACUGCUCUCAUUUGUGGGUAUGCGAGGUCUGGGGAUAUGAGUAAUGCAAGGUUACUCUUUGAUCGGAUGCCUGUGAAAGACUCGGCAGUGUUUAAUGCAAUGAUUGAUGGUUAUGUCAAAUUGGGAGAGAUGGGCUCAGCUCGGAAUUUGUUUGACGAGAUGCUGGAUAGGAAUGUAGUGUCCUGGACUAGUAUGAUUUUUGGGUAUUGCCGUAAUGGUGAUGUUGACUCUGCUAGGUUGCUAUUUGAUGCCAUGCCGGAGAAGAACUUAUUUUCAUGGAAUGCAAUGAUUGGUGGAUAUUGCCAAAACAAACAACCUUAUGAAGCAUUGAGAUUAUUUCAGGAAAUGCAGUCAACCACAUCAUUUGAACCAGAUGAGGUGACUAUCGUAAGCAUUCUUCCGGCUAUUGCUGAUUUGGGUGCUCUGGAUUUGGGCGGCUGGGCUCACCAGUUUAUCCGGGAGAGGAAGCUUGAUAGAGCAACAAAAGUCUGCACUGCGCUUGUCAAUAUGUAUGCAAAAUGCGGUGAAAUUACAAAAGCCAAAAGACUUUUCGACGAUAUGCCUAAAAAAGAAAUAGCUUCAUGGAAUGCUUUGAUAUAUGGGCUUGCAGUCAAUGGCUGUGCCAAGGAAGCAAUGGAGAUAUUCUCGGAGAUGCUGCGUGAAGGAUAUAAACCAAAUGAAAUAACCAUGCUUGGUGUUUUGUCUGCUUGUAACCAUAGUGGUCUAGUGGAGGAAGGGAAGAAGUGGUUUAAAACAAUGGAGGAAUUUAGGCUUACCCCAAAGAUUGAGCACUAUGGUUGUAUGGUAGAUCUUCUAGGGAGGGCUGGGUGCUUGGAGGAGGCAGAGAAGUUAAUUGAGAACAUGCCUUACAAGGUUAAUGGGAUAAUCUUGAGUUCUUUUCUUUUUGCUUGUGGAUGCUCCAAGGAUAUUAUGAGGGCUGAGAGAGUACUAAACAAGGCAGCCAAAAUGGAGCCAUGGAAUGACGGAAACUAUGUGUUGUUGAGAAAUUUGUAUGCCACAGAGGAAAGGUGGAGAGAUGUAGAGGAAAUUAAGGGGUUGAUGAGGAAGAAUGGAGCAAAUAAAGAGGUAGGCUGUAGCGUUAUUGAAGUUGAUGGUAGAGUCUGGGAAUUUGUGGCGGGGAAAAGAGUGUAUCCGCAGCUGGAGGCUAUGCAUAUGACAUUGGAGCACUUGGGGAAGCACAUGAAGGGACAGAUUAAUUUAAACUAGAGAGCGGCGAGCGUUGAAUUUCUUCCAUAAAAAAUGGGAGAAGCGCCUGUAAAUAUGAGCAAAAAACAACAGGAUAUGGUAACAAGUAUGAGGUUGCCGUGCCUAUGUUUUUAUGUAUGGGCCAAAUGCAAAGUUUUGCCACCGA